GGUCUACGAAGCGUUGAUUACACUAGAAAGGGGAUAAUAGUCAGGUGUUGGUGAUCUACUCUGUACCGGUUAGACACCUUUCAGUUUUAAAAUGAUGAAAGGAAACUCUUGUAGUGGUAGUUAUAGUUGUUAUGGUUGAUGAAUGUUCAAUGUUUUCUUUACAUAGAUAUUUUCAUUCUUGAGCUUCUGGAAAGGUUCAUUUUUUCAUUUUAUUUUCAUACUAAGUAUGCAAAAAAAAAAAACAGAAGUUGAAGGUACUUUUAUAAAUCAUUCAAUCAUUAAGUAGAAGGUAAUCAGAUUUGCGUUGAAUACAAACAUAGGAAGGAUAAAAUAAUGUUUUUUAACUAAAAAUUAUGACAUGUUAAACUAAUCUAUUUACUUCCGCAUUACUUUCUUUGUGUGUUAGUCUUAUGUCUUUGUGUUUGGGCGCGUAUUGUUGUUUAUACUAGAUAAAUCAAAAAAUCAAGCCUCUCUGAGCUACACUACUUGUUUUUACUUUUCGUUUUCGUUUUCCUUCCCUUUUUUUCCCAUUCGCAUGAAUUCAUAUGUUUCUUUUCUUCUUUUUAUAUUCUCUCAUCCUUUUCUCCAUUUUCCUCUUCAUUCUCUUUGGGGUAAUAUCGGUCUAAAAUAUUAUUGCGUUAUAUAUCUCUAUAUAUAAUUAUUAUCCCUUUUAUGAUGAUCCCGUACAUGGUUUCAAUCUACUUGCACUUUUUCCAAUAGCCUGCUUUACACUCAUACAUCCAUCCAUUGUUACACACACACAGAGUACCUAUUACCAUUGGAGCAUACCCCCCCCCCCCCCCCUGUCCUCUUCCGCCUUACCUACCGAAGAUCGCCUUUCCUUUUGUGAUACAACCUCCCAUGCUCCGCCGAACCCUCCCCUUUGCCUUUGGCUUUCCCAAAUGCCCCCCUAUCCUCAAUGAGCCCAUGGACAACUUCGAGCCCGGCUCGGUCUCGGCCAAAGGGGUUUUGGAGGCCUGCAAGCGCUACCGUGAGACGGUUACGGAGUGCCCCAUCAUCAUCGGGGGGAAGCCCUACACCUCCUCUAACGCGUUUGAUCGCGUUAUUCCCAGUGACCACGGCGUGAAGCUCGCACGGAGCUACUUCGCCUGCCCGAAGCUCGCGAAAAAGGCGGUGGAUACCGCCUUGGUGGCGUUUAAGGAGUGGAGCCAUGUCCCGUUCCGAGAAAGGGCCGCCAUUUUCUACAAAGCUGCUCACUUGAUCGCAACCAAGUAUCGCAAUGAUCUACGCGCGGCCACCAUGCUGGGGCAGUCUAAGAAUCCAUGGCAGGCGGAGAUCGACUGCGUGGCGGAGUCCUGCGAUUUCUUGCGUUGGGGUAUUCAUUUUGCCUCAGAGCUCUACUCCAAUCAGCCACACUCAGUGGGUAAUUCGGGGGUGUGGAACAGUACGGAAUACAGGCCAGUAGAGGGAUUUUGGUCUGCCAUUACCCCCUUUAACUUCACCGCCAUUGCCGCAAACCUCGUGGGGGCCCCGGCGCUGAUGGGAAAUGUGGCCAUAUGGAAGCCGUCGCCGAACGCUGUGCUGUCGAAUUAUUUAAUUCUGAAGAUUUUUGAGGAGGCAGGGCUUCCUCCAGGCGUCAUCAAUUUUCUCCCCUGUGAGCCCGAGGUGAUGGACCAGGUGGUCAACUCAGAUCCGCGCCUAGCUGGUGUUGUCUUUACCGGCUCCACUAAGGUGUUUAGUGAGAUUAACAAGAAUGUGUACAGCCGAAUCGAUACUUACAAAAACUUCCCUCGUAUUUCUGGAGAGUCUGGCGGUAAGGAUUUCCACCUGAUUCAUCCUUCCGCGAAUAUCAAGCUGGCCGUCGCCAACACCAUCCGAGGUGCAUUUGAAUACCAAGGCCAGAAGUGUAGUGCAUGUUCGCGGGCAUACGUCCCCAAAAGCAAAUGGGGAGAGUUUAAGGAAUUGUUCCUAAAGGGUCAUAAACAAAUUAAGAUGGGCCAACCUGAUGAUCUGAGCUCGUUCAUGUGUGCGGUUAUCGACAAAGCAGCUUUUGAAAAGCACCAAAAAUAUAUUGAUAUCGCCAAGAAUAAUUCAGAUGUUUACACCAUCCUGGCGGGUGGCAAUUGCAAUGGUACGAAGGGCUAUUUUGUCGACCCAACGAUUAUCGAAACCAAAGACCCACGGUCCCAGCUUAUGCGUGAGGAAAUCUUCGGCCCCGUGCUCACUGUAUUCGUCUACGACGACAGUACUCCAGGCUUUUGGAAGGAUAUAUGUGAGCUUGUGGACACCACGACCGUUUAUGGUCUUACCGGCAGCAUCUUUGCGCAUGAUCGCGCUUCAAUUCAAGAAGCCACCAAAUACCUUCGCUACACAGCUGGAAACUUUUAUAUUAACGACAAAUGUACAGGCGCUGUUGUUGGGCAGCAGCCUUUUGGUGGGGCAAAACUCAGCGGCUCUAAUGACAAGCCCGGAAGCGCUCAGUUCAUGCUGCGUUUUGUCUCGGCGCGAACUAUUAAGGAAAACUUCAGUGUUGCGCCCGAUAUUUCGUAUCCACAUCAACUCCCUGACAUAUAUCAAUUGUAG
Phytomonas sp. Hart1 is the source of this 2544-nucleotide messenger RNA. The record is from the annotation of a GenBank genome assembly. NCBI's taxonomy places the organism in Eukaryota, Euglenozoa, Kinetoplastea, Trypanosomatida, Trypanosomatidae.